Messenger RNA from Colletotrichum destructivum, 870 nucleotides. RefSeq lists its product as uncharacterized. The record is from RefSeq and is a predicted model, not a curated record. The coding region runs from base 117 to 584 and encodes 155 amino acids. The transcript has 2 exons. Lineage: Eukaryota; Fungi; Ascomycota; Sordariomycetes; Glomerellales; Glomerellaceae.
CUCUUCUACUCUUUCCAUCUUUAUCAUUCGAUCAAACCGGUUUUGACACUUUUACCAUUGGUAUCUAAUUCAAAGACUCCUCUUAUACUACAUUCACACUCCCCAAACUAGUCAAAAUGCGCUUCACAUUCGCUUUUCUUCUCUUCCUCAUUACCCUCACCGUCGCUUUGCCAGCUGCCAAGGAGAAGUCCUCGUCCACCAAGACCAAGCUUGUAAAGGGCAUCGAAAGCAACCUCAAGCAUGGAGACAAGGAGAUAAAGGCCACUAAACAGGCGCAAGAUGAAGCCGCGAAGGGCAACGACAAGCAAGUCAAGAAGAAAGAAGGCAAGAUCAACGACGCUCUGGACGCAGCGAUCAAGGACCGCAAGGGCAACCAAAAGCUUGCUGGGAACAAGGACCCUGCCUUGACCAAGGGUCUCGGCAAGGUUGAGAAUGCGCAGAAGGGUGCCAAGAAAACCGUGGGGGGUUUGACCGGUGACUCCAAGAAGGACAAGGCCGCGCUGGGGCAGUUGGGCGCAACUUUCGAGAAGGGCAAGAAGACCAACACCGAGAAUCUCAAGGAGGCCAAGAAGAACUUCCAUUAGCGAUAACUUGGGGACCAGAUCUCUAACGCCCGGCUUUGAAGGGGGUUUCUGAGCUACAACUGAGCUUGCUUCUUUACAACUGUGCCGACUAUAUGUUCAAAAGGGAAGCUCUCACUAAUUGUAUGGAGAAGACUACUUUUGUUUCUUGGUUGAAGCCUUCACACAGACUAAGUAGAGGAUUUGACGGUACGGAAAGCGCAGGUAUAGAGUCAUUGAUAGAUAGGUGGUAUGCAUGUUGAUCAUGCUUGGCUUAAAUAGGUUUAUCUAAGGAGUUCAACUACUACAA